GUACUUUUUUUCUGUGAAAAUCAGUUGGUAGUUAUGCACACUAAAAUGAAUAAUGGUGUUUUUAGAAAUAUGAAAAAAACAGUGUUGCACAUUUUUCUAUAUUAAUAUUCAUCGUAAUUGUAUUUAACAAUGGAAAUUAAAGUGAUUUUUAUAAGCGUUCAUUAGUGUUUAUUAGUUAUCUCUUAUUUGUGUAAAUUUUCAUGUCACAUAUUAAACGGGAUGUAUUUAAUAUGUUUAUAAACAUUUCUUUUAAGAAACAUAUAAAAUAUUUUCAUUUAAUAAAUAAUAAUUUCAAUAAAUUUUCUCAAAUUUGAAAAUAUUUAUAUCAACAAGAAAAAGACAAAAGAGAGUAUUUCAAAAUGGGACGAUACACGGGAAAGAAAUGCCGCCUUCUCACAAUGUUGUGGUUGACGACAUUUUUCUUUUUGGUAGAGAUAAUUGUAGGAUAUGUGACUAAUUCAAUGGCUUUAAUAGCUGAUAGUUUUCAUAUGUUAUCCGAUGUGGCUGCAUUAGUUGUUGCGUUUCUUUCUGUAAAGAUGUCACCAAAGAAAUGGUCAAAAAAUACGUUUGGAUGGGCCAGAGCGGAAGUUUUGGGAGCCUUAGUGAAUGCUGUGUUUUUAGUAGCUCUCUGUUUUAGUAUUACAGUCGAAGCAUGUAAAAGAUUUAUUGAAGCUGAAGAGAUUCAUCGAGCAGAAUUGCUUGUUGCUGUAGGAACUCUUGGUUUGGUCGUCAACAUCGUUGGCCUUUGUUUAUUUGCAGAGCAUUCAAGUGGACAUGGACAUUCACAUGGAUUGUCCAGAAGUCAUAAUAGAUUAAGUACACUUGUCAGUACAGAUGACAAUGAAAAUGAUGAAUCGUUUCAGCAUUCAAGGUCACCUAAAAAGAGAGCACAUGGUCAUUCUCAUGAUGCAAGUCAAAUGAACAUGCGAGGAGUUUUUCUUCACGUUCUUUCCGAUGCUCUUGGAUCUGUAAUCGUUAUUGUUUCAGCUCUUAUUGUAUGGCUUACAAAGUGGAGCUAUAGAUAUUAUAUGGAUCCUGCUUUGUCCUUAUUACUUGUCAUUCUCAUUCUAAAAUCUGUGUGGCCCUUGUUACAAGAAUCUGCGUUGAUUCUACUUCAAACGGUGCCUACACAUAUCCAGGUUGAUGCUAUACAGCAGCGAUUAUUAGAAAAUGUAGAUGGAGUUUUAGCUGUACAUGAAUUUCACGUUUGGCAGUUGGCUGGUGAUCGUAUCAUCGCUUCUGCUCACAUUCGUUGUCGUAAUCUUUCAGAGUAUAUGAAAAUUGCUGAGCAAGUCAAAGAAUUCUUUCACAAUGAGGGCAUUCAUUCAACCACGAUACAACCAGAAUUUAUAGAUUAUCAAAGUAAUAGUGAAAUAAAGGAAACUCCUACAGAAGACUGUGUAUUGGAUUGUCCAAAGACUGACAAACCUUGUAAUCAUGCAACUUGCUGUGGUCCAUCAAAACAGGGUCGCGAAACACCUUCUCCAGUAGAGACGCCGUUCAUGUGUAGGCAGAGGAAUAGUUUGGCACGUUCGGCGACCUGCGUCGAUGCAACAGAACAACAAGAAGUCAAUGAAAUGGAACGUGGACAUUUAUUAUCACCACCAGGUUUUCAUCUUUCCGUCCAGCUGCCUCAUAUACCACUUCCAUCUGCGCCUCCUUCAACUUAAUAUUAUCUUAUUGAUACUCUACCUCCACUACCGAAAUCUCGCGGACCAAAUCAGUUUUAUUUUUGCUACUUUUCAGAUUAAGAGCAUUGUUGUUUUAGAUGCCUUUUUUUUUUUAAAUUCAAAUGAAUCAACAUCUAAGAUGUUGUAAUUACGUAGAAAUUUAUCAACGUGAUAUUAAUGAGAUUCUGUAAUUUUGUCUUAAGUCUCGUAAUCACGUUACAAUUUUUCUUUCUUAAUUUGCAAUACAAUUUUUUUUAAAAACAAAUUCAUAAAAAGAGACAACACUUUUUUACUAAAAAGUUUUUUUUUCUUUUUUUUGAUAAGUUUAAUAAAUAAAUUUUUUUUUACAGCAGCUCUAAAAUAACUUUUGCGCAACAUUAGAAAAGUAGAGCUGUAAAAUUAAUUAUUAAAUUUUUUUUUUUCAAUUCUGAUCAUUGUUUUUCUUAUUGAAUUACAUGAUAAUUUUUUUUUUUUUGUUUUCAUGACAAAAAUCAAAAUACUUCCAAAAUAAAAUUUUACAAUUUUUCAAGAGAAUUUCGGUCUGCUGUGUACAAAUAACGAUAAACUAAUAAAAUUAUUUGUGAAUGAUCUUUACAUUUGAAGCCCAAUAUUCGAAGGUAAACGUAAUCGAUUAAAAUAUUUUAAUGUUCUAUUUUAUGGAUUAUUAAUUUUUCAAAUAGCAUCAGAAAUUUAAUGUUUUUCAUAAAAAAAAAAAAAAAACGAAAAUUGUAAUUCAAUUUUUUUCAGGGAAUAUUUAUAGUAUUUCUUGUGCUAUUUGAGUAAUAAUAAAAUUUUGUACCGUAUCAAUUUUAAUUAUCUGAUUAUUUUUUAGUUUUAUAAUAAUCAGCUAUAAUGUAAAAUUAUUUUCAUAUUUGAAAAUUUUUUAAAAAUUGAUACUAAAUCGAAUACGUAUUGUUUUCCGUGCAAUAAAGAAAAGGUUUUUAUGUGGCUUUCAAAAUUAUUGCUUGAGUUCUUAAGAUUUUCAUAAUUUUUUUUUUUUAAUUUCUUUUUCAUUAAGCACAUUUAUUACCUAAUAAAAUAAAAAAAAAUUUAUUUAUAAUUGAUGUGAUUUGUUUCUUUUUUUUUUUUCUUGGUUCUAUUAAAACUGUAAUUAUUCGAUUUUUUUUUAAUGAACGAUUAGCCAGAUGAUUUUAAUAUGUAUUCUCUUGAUAAUUACGAAUAUUUAAAUUGAAAAAUUAUGAAACUAAAUACAUAAUUUUGUUGUAACUUAAUUUUUUUACCCAUGAAAAAUAAAACUACUUUGAAACUAACAUUCCCUAUAGUGAGAUUUUGUUUAAUUUUCAGAAAAAAUUAAAAAAUUUUUUAAAAAUUUUUUUAAAAAUGUAAUUGAAAUUUAAUUAAACGUGUCUUUUAAAUUAAUAUAAAGUAAAAACUCACAAAGAUUUGUAAAAUUAAAUUUUUUUUUUUUUUUGAAAUGUUUGAUAAAUUAGAUGAUUUUUAUUUUCGGAUUCCUAAUUCACAUGAAAACUUAUCAAAAUCAUUUAGCUGAUAAAUCACAUUGGAAGAUUAAUGUUAAAAAGUGUAAUUUAACUUUUUCUUGCUUAUUUCUUAAUGAAAAUAAUUAAUUUUUCUAAAUUAUCAAAAAAAAAGAAAACCUAAAAUAUCGCAAUACUAAUAGAAAAAAAACUAUUAUUUAAGAAAAUUAAAAAUUUAGUUUAUGCACGAAAUAUAAAUAUUUAAAUUCAAGAUAAUUAGAUGAUUUAUUUGGCAUUUAAAAAAAAAUAAAUAUCUGUCUCGGAUUUCUUCUAUUAAACGAUAUUACAAGGAUAAAUUUCAUAAUACAUUGCAGAAAAUUUUUCCUGAUAUUAAUGUAUGAUUUUUACAUUCAUCAAAGUCUUUUAUGAAAAUUGAGCUUUUUAUUUAAAAAUUAAAAAUUUUUAAUUUAACCGAAAAUAAUAUGAAUUUGGGCAUUUUUAUUAAUUAUUAAUGUAAGUGCAAUUUUAUCGAACAAUAAUUAACAUUUUACAAUAAUAUUUACAAAGUAGGUAACAUUUUUUUCGGAUUUUUAAAAAUUUUAAUUCGUUUUUAAAGAGUUCGAUUUUUGAUAAUAAUUUUGAUUUACAGGCAAAUCGUGAAAAAAAAUUAUUUUCCAAAGCAUUGUGAAAUUACUUCUUGUAGUAUUUUUAAAAUUUUUAAUUCAAUUAAACAAAAAAAAUAAAUAAAUUUUAUUAUCUUAUACGAAAAUUGUCAUUUAACAAUUAAAUUGAUUUUGAUAGCCAAAUAUUUCACUGUUUGCAGUUUUCGCUGUUGAUAAGACUCAAUAAUAGAAGAAGUUAUUGAGAAGCGAUGUUAAUACUGCAUUUUGUACAUAAUAAUAGAACAAUUAUUCGUAUUUAUAAAUAAAAAUUUUUGUCAAUGAAAAUAAAUUGUUUCUUUAAUGUCAGAAACAAUUUUUCAUAUAGUAUUAAUUUAUUAUUUAGAGCUUUAAUGUAGUUAUAGAGCGCGAUCGUCUCGAUAAGAAAAAAUAAAAGGAAAAAGGCACUUGAUUUAAAAAAACAAAUAUCGAUUUUCACUCAAAAUUAAUUUUUGACUUAUUAUUAAAAUUGUUUUGCAAAAAAUGAUUUUAAUUUGUGAAUAGAUUUUCUCCGAACUUUCUUUUAUUCAAAUUUGAAUUCACAAAUAUCAUUUAAUACAUUUAAUUCACAAAUAUGUCAAUUAAUAAAAUUUUUUAUUGUAAAUUUCGUAAGAAUUAACUUUUUUAUAUAGAAGAAAUUUUAAUGACAUUUUAACUACAACUAAUUAUUUAAACAUUUAAAAUAUAUAAAUAAUUUUUUAAUAGCAUAGUAGCUUAAUAAAUAGAAAUGAAUAAAAAGUAAAUUUUUUCAAUAAAUACUGAUAAAUAAUAGAAAUUAAUUUACAUAGAAAAUCGAAAGUGCCUUAUUCCUUGUAAUAUUAUUUCUGGAUUAAAAAUUUAUAAUAAAAUGUAAUUUAUGUAAAAUACAGGUUUACUAUAUUUCACGCCAAAACGUAUCACAAUUUUUGCAUAUGGCCUAUCGAAGGUCUAGCGACUCAAUUUUUAAUUGUCGACAUUUUUGGAUUUUAAUUAAAAAAUUUGUAGGUAUUACAUAUUUAUAUAUAUAAAAUUAAAAAUAAGUUUAUACUUUAAGGCGAUUAUUACAUUUUUUUGUAUUUACAGGGUUUAAAAUUCCUUUUUUUUUAAUUUUAUAAAUCUCUGAGAGAAAUAAAUAAAUUUAAUUAAAUUUAAUAUUUACUAUCAA
Molecule: messenger RNA, 4909 nt
Organism: Leptopilina boulardi
Lineage: Eukaryota; Metazoa; Arthropoda; Insecta; Hymenoptera; Figitidae
Gene: ZnT63C
Product: zinc transporter 1
Exons: 8
Coding region: 360-1670 (436 amino acids)
Biological process (GO): zinc ion transmembrane transport; intracellular zinc ion homeostasis; detoxification of zinc ion
Cellular component (GO): membrane
Molecular function (GO): zinc ion transmembrane transporter activity
Source: RefSeq, a predicted model, not a curated record